Hyaloperonospora brassicae is the source of this 1434-nucleotide messenger RNA. The record is from the annotation of a GenBank genome assembly. Lineage: Eukaryota; Oomycota; Peronosporomycetes; Peronosporales; Peronosporaceae.
AUGAGUGACCACGAGCGAGAGGGGGACCGGCGGGACAAGCGGCCCGAGCGACACAAGAGACGACGCGAUGACGAGGCAGAAGCGAACGAGAAGGUAAAGACAAAGGAGAAGAUGAAGAAGAAGAAGAAGAAGAAGGAGCACAAGCAGAAGAAGAAGAGGGAGUACAAGAGCCAUGAGAGAAGCCGCAAUGACCGCGAUGACCGCGACGUCGUUACGGAGCCAAACUAUGCGAAAGCGAUCCACGUGGUCCAAGAGCUGCUGACAGAGACGCCAGAGAUCGCUAAAGACCUACUGGAGCUUGUCCAGAUGGUGGACGACGGGGAAGUCGCUGUGAUUGGCGGUAUUGAGAACCGACGCAUUCGUUCCAAGCUCAAGGAGCUGUGCCCAUUGUUGGGACUCGUCAAGGUACGCGGACCGAAGGACGCUUUUGCGAAACCACGUAACGCGAUAGAGGGUGCGACCGAGACAAGUGUCAUGGAGAUUUUACAACAGUUGAUACAGUCUGGAAGUGCCAAACAGGCGCCGCCACAGCCUGAUGCAACUUCUGCAGUCGAUGACUGUCUUGAACCGACGUCGCCCGCGGAAACAGUGAAGCUUGCAACACAAGAGCCAAGUCGGCGAAAGCUGCCAAUUGGCCCAGCGCUCCCUCCUGCGUCGGCGAGAUUUGACAGUACCAGCAAUGUACCGGACGAUGACGACGAUGACGUUGUGGGCCCAGCGCUGCCUGGUAUGAAGGGCUUUCGUCUAGCUGACGAGCGCACGGAAGCCGAAAUGGCUCGUCAGGCAGAGCAAUUGGAAAAAGAACUGUGGAAGCAUACGCGUGAUGGUAGCACGAGUCAAAGUGCUGAAGCGGAUGGGAAGAAUCUUUUGGUACGAGAAGCGUGGAUGACGAUGAUGCCUGAGAGCUCGAUUCUGCAAGACUCGCUGGGACCGCAGAGCAGACCACCGGGAAAACCUGCCGCUUUUCGAAGAAAGGAACCUGCUGCUGUAGACAAAACGUGGUUUGACGCACCCGAAGAACGCGAACGUGCAAAACGUGCCAAGCUCGACGUUGAGUUGCUGGGUUACAUACGCGAAGAAAACGCGCCUGGUACUGAAGCUGCACGCAGUGUGGCGUCCACGUCGAGCAAAGUGGCAGUGAACGAAUCCAUCUUUCCCACUGCGAAUCCCGAGGCGGAUGAAGAAAUGCGGUUGCGAAUGGAGAACUUGCGACAAUCUCGAGGCCCGUCACUGCUAGAAAAGCACCAGCGCAAACAAGCAGAGCAGACACAAGACGGGGGCAGGUCUGCUCGAAGCAGCGGCGGAUGGAACAGGGACCGGGAUCUUUCGGCUCGUCGUGGAAUGUCAGGAGACGACGCAGAGCGCAUGAUAACGGCAGCAAAGCAGAUCAAUUCGAAGUUCACAGCGCCGACGAUAUCACGGCAGUUUUUGUAG